CCGACACACAGAGCAGGCAUUCAUACUUGGGCAGCGCGAGCGAGGGGGCUCGUGAGCGAGCGUCACAUUGGAAACUCGGGAACUCACGGACUCUCGUGUUAAACCGGCGACCUCCUUUUCUCAUUACUGAAGUCGUUGCUGUUGGAUUUCAACCGCGGGACAAACGGAGGAGAGAGUGAAGGGGAAGUCAGGAGGGAAGUGAGAGCGGGAGAGUUUGGCGCAGGCAGUUGUGCAUUAGCAGGUAAACUGGGGUCCAAGGUGCGCACUGAGCCGCCUAUGAUACCAACAAUACGGAUGGAAAGAACUUUAAUGUGGAACCCUCACAGAGUUUUGCAACGGAGGCUGAGAGUAGAGACAGACUGGCAGUUUAUAUUAUAACUUAAAGGAUCAGACACAGCAGUCAGUCGUUCUCUCAGUGCGCCACUCUAGGGAUAAACGGCAACAGGGACCCGACAGGUAGAGCUGAGCAUUUAGGAACGAACCUUGCAUCCUCCACGCACCUGGAGGCUUGUGUGUGUGUAUGAAGAUGUCCAGAGAGGAGCAGAGCUUGUCGGAGGUGGAGCUCAGUCCCGGGAUGUCAGACGACAGUCGCUCCCUGUCACCGGGCCAUUCCUCCGGUGCGACCGGGGGGGGCGACUCGCCUGUCCACGGGCAGCAGCAGCCGCAACUGCCAGGUCUGGACGACUCGGCAGCGGGCGGCUCAUCCACCAAAUCCGAAGAUGAGGACGACCGUUUCCCCGCAGGCAUCCGUGAUGCAGUGAGCCAGGUGCUCAACUGCUACGACUGGACACUCGUGCCCAUGCCCGUGCGCGUGAACAGCGGAAGCAAGAACAAGCCGCACGUGAAGAGGCCCAUGAACGCCUUCAUGGUGUGGGCGCAGGCGGCGCGGAGGAAGCUGGCCGACCAACACCCGCACCUGCACAACGCAGAGCUCAGCAAAACUCUGGGGAAGCUCUGGAGGCUUCUUAAUGAGAGUGAUAAACGACCCUUCAUCGAGGAGGCAGAGAGGCUGCGGAAGCAGCACAAGAAAGACUAUCCUGACUACAAAUACCAGCCACGACGCCGCAAAAGCGGAAAGCCUGGUUCUGGGUCAGGAAGUGAGGCCGAUGGCCAUUCGGAGGGUGAGGUCAGCCACAGCCACUACAAGGGCCUCCAGCUGGAUGUUGCCCUCAGUAGGGCAGCCGGAUCCCCUCUGGCAGAUGGUCACCACCCUCAUGCAGCAGGUCAGAGUCACAGUCCUCCCACACCUCCCACCACUCCUAAAACCGAGCCUCAGUCUGGGAAGGCGGGGGAUGGAAAGCGGGAGGGUGCUGGGAAUGGGGGCUCCCGUGGCGCAAUGGGAACAGAGGGAAGCUCAGGUGCUCCGGGAUCUGGUAAACCUCACAUUGACUUUGGUAAUGUGGACAUUGGUGAGAUGAGUCACGAGGUGAUGGCCAAUAUGGAGCCUUUUGAUGUCAACGAGUUUGACCAGUACCUUCCCCCCAAUGGACACCCGGGGAUUGGGCAGAGUGCUGGUGCAGCAGCAACUGCAACAGCUUCUACGGCCUCUCCAUACAGCUACGGCAUCUCCUCAGCUCUGGCAGUAGCCAGUGGACACUCAGCAGCCUGGCUCUCCAAGCAGCAGCAGCAGCAGCCGCUGCAACAUCAUGGCCCCCCUCUGGGCUCAGAUCCCUCCAAGGCCCAGAUCAAGAGCGAGGCCGGGGGUCACUUUGCAGAGGCAGCCUCGGUAGGUUCCCAUGUCACCUACACCCCACUCAGCCUUCCUCACUACAGUUCUGCCUUCCCCUCCCUGGCCUCUAGGGCUCAGUUUGCUGAAUAUGCUGACCACCAGGCCUCAGGGUCAUACUACGCCCACUCCGGCCAAGCCUCGGGGCUGUACUCUGCCUUCUCUUACAUGGGGCCCUCCCAGAGACCCCUGUACACUGCCAUCAGUGACCAAGCCAGCGUACCGCAGUCACACAGCCCCACUCACUGGGAACAGCCCAUCUACACAACACUGACGCGGCCAUGACAGACAACGAGACCAGAGAGCACUGGUGCAGGUUCAGCCCCCAUGUCAGACCUACGAAGCAGCAGCAGCAACAUUAGCAAUGUUGGCGGUAUCUGUGGAGGAAGUGGUAUGGGCAGGGGGGAGUGGACAAGCACUGGGGGAGUCGGCAGUGGUGGCAGGAGGGGAGAAACCCCGUACUGGCCCUGCCAGAAUGCAGAAAUGCUGUCACAGCCCAAGGAUGAGCUUGGUGCGUGGUGCUUUUGAAGCGUGGUUGAUUAUUUGGGGCACUCAGCGUAGUAGUCAGAGAAUGUAUUACUUUACAGCCGCCAUCGCAGAGUCCCAGGUUAGAUUCUCGGCAGCCUCUCGCGCUCCAAACAACACAAUGGGCAGUGUUCCUAAGUGGUAAAGGAUCAUGUCCCUGUCAGUUUUGUGUAUCAGAGGGGCCACAUUGUAGUCUACAGCCCUCUUCUACAUGCCACAAGGGGUCAGUAGCAACAGAGACCCUGGUACGCAUUGAGAAUUAGCAAGACUUUGAUCUGUAUUGUGGAGGGUGUGACUCAGAUGGAGCCAAACUCAUUCUAUAUGAAAUGAUUUUUUGUACCAGUGACAAACUACUUGGCUGUGGCCCAUUCACUUCUCAGGCAAGAUUGACCUUUAAUCAAACAAAUGUAAGUUUUGUAUUGAUUUCGGAAAUCAAUACAACAAAUACUGAUAUCAUUCUGUUGGUUUCUGAGGCACAUUUGUCCCUAUUUAAUUCAAAUGAUUAUGCUGUGUUCACUUAACAUGCCUUUUGUACACACAAUGGACGUGCAUGGAAGCAAAACGCCAUAAAACUUUUACGGUUUUGUCAAGUGAAAUGUGUAUUUAGUCAAACAACAAUUUGUAAUGAUGAUGACUGACUAUUAUCAGGAAAGUUUAUACAAUGUACUUGAAAUUACAAUUGUACGUUUAUUGAUGCAUACAGAUUUGAGAUAUUUGUAAAAAACGACCAAAGUUUUGAGACCAAAACGUAUAGAAAAGAAACUGGUUUUACGGACGUUUCUCCCAACGUAACACUCAAAACUACCUUGCGUUAUAUUAGGUAAUUAGUUUUCUUUUAGUUGUCAACAUUUUUCCAAUGUGAUUGUAAAUGCCUUAAAGGAAUACUUCACUGCCAAAAUGACCAUUUGUAUAUCAAUUAUUCACCCCGUAUUACCUUGAAUUCUUAAGGAAAUUAGUUCAUUCUUUGUUGCAUUUUUGCUAAAAGAUCCACAUGUUUGGGAAGUAGUGAGCACACGACUGGAUCAUACUGCACGAGUUGUAAACGAAGAUUCUUCGAUACUUUUUGAUUCUUCGUUUACCGUGGAGGCAAGCGAGAAAACAUUUUCUUAACUUAUUCAAGGUAACACGAUGUGAGUCAUCGAUAGACACAUUAUUAGGCCUGGGCGAUAUGGCUAAAAUCUUCCAUCCCCAUUUAGGUCAUUUCAUAUCUCGACAACGAUAUAUUUGAUGAUAUAGCAUGUUUUCAGGUAAUUUGAUAAAUAAAUAGUCUAUAUGAACUUACCCUUUUCUCAUUGAAUUAAUUAAAGUAGAAAUUAUAGAGAAAGAUAAAUAACUUUUUUCCAGCUAUACACUGACUAUGUUUACAUGC
Molecule: messenger RNA, 3620 nt
Organism: Cottoperca gobio
Lineage: Eukaryota; Metazoa; Chordata; Actinopteri; Perciformes; Bovichtidae
Gene: sox10
Product: SRY-box transcription factor 10
Exons: 4
Coding region: 521-2011 (496 amino acids)
Biological process (GO): morphogenesis of an epithelium; peripheral nervous system development; negative regulation of transcription by RNA polymerase II
Cellular component (GO): nucleus
Molecular function (GO): RNA polymerase II cis-regulatory region sequence-specific DNA binding; DNA-binding transcription factor activity, RNA polymerase II-specific
Source: RefSeq, a predicted model, not a curated record